Molecule: messenger RNA, 1013 nt
Organism: Argentina anserina (silverweed cinquefoil)
Lineage: Eukaryota; Viridiplantae; Streptophyta; Magnoliopsida; Rosales; Rosaceae
Product: glucuronoxylan 4-O-methyltransferase 1
Exons: 1
Coding region: 54-1013 (319 amino acids)
Biological process (GO): xylan biosynthetic process; plant-type secondary cell wall biogenesis
Cellular component (GO): Golgi apparatus
Source: RefSeq, a predicted model, not a curated record
AAGAAGGAUGUGAAAGCAGGCUGUGGAGGUUUCAAACCAAAGAAAGAGAGACAAUGCCCCCAGAAGUGCCUCAUUAUCGAUCUUCUGUUACUCCUCUAGUACGAUUCUCUCCUUCUGUCUCACCUGAAACUCAAUUAAAUCAACUGUAUAGACACAAAUGCUGGAGAGGAGAGACAAACAUGAAUUUUUCCGCAAAGAAACUCAUCCCUUUUCUUGUUUUGAUCCUUUCAAUCAUUUCUGUACUUAGACUUGUUAGAAUAUCAAUAACUACUACUUCUUAUUCUUUGCAUCCACUGCCUGCUUCACCACCUCUUGGAGACUCAUGUUCCAAUUCAUCUUCCAGCACUAAAUUUCAAUCAAAGAAAAGUAGCUCCAUGAGCACCACAGCCCUGCAGAAAAAGGAAUACCAACUUCUGUCAAAUCUCAUUUCCCAGAGAUCCCCUUGUAACCUCCUGAUUUUUGGGUUGGAGCCUGAGUAUCUAUCUCUCUCAUCAAUCAAUGCAGGCGGCAAAACCAUCAUUCUGGAGGACGACGGUACCAAGAUAAGCACUAUGACAUCAGAUUCCAACGCCACCAGAAUCUACAAGGUGGACUAUGAAGUACCUGCAAAAGAGGCCUAUAACCUGCUCAAGCAUGCAAGGGAAACCCCAGUGUGUGCACCUAGCUCAAAACAGCUUCAAGUAUCAAAAUGUCAGCUUGCAUUGAAACAUCUGCCACAAGAAGUUUAUGAGCUUAAGUGGGAUGUUGUGGUAGUCGAUGGACCAAGCGGGGAUAAGCUAGAGGCACCAGGCAGGAUGGCAGCCAUCUAUACUGCAAGUAUGCUAGCAAGAAAUGGCAAUACUACUGAUGUACUAGUGCAUGAUGUGGAUCGAACAAUUGAGAAGUGGUUUUCCUGGGAAUUUCUGUGUGAUGAGAACUUAGUUUCUUCAAAAGGGAAAUUAUGGAACUUUAGGAUCACGGAUCACAUAAAUUCUUCAAAAUUUUGCCUUGCCGAAGCAGUUACAAUAGUGUAA